Molecule: messenger RNA, 14049 nt
Organism: Xyrichtys novacula (pearly razorfish)
Lineage: Eukaryota; Metazoa; Chordata; Actinopteri; Labriformes; Labridae
Source: the annotation of a GenBank genome assembly
CUGUUCAGCAUGCUGGCCAGAAUGACAGUGGGCAGAAUGGAUCCCCAACCCGACUCCACGAUCACCACACCGAGGAUCUCCCCUUUCUGCUUCUCUACAUACAACUGGAAAACAAUCAAAGCUUCUGUUACAUUUUUCAUAUCUGAGUUUAGAAGAUAUGUGAGAUUCUAACUGAUACAGCCAUUCAUAUUUACGAAAUCCAUUACUCUUAAUCUACAAUUCAUGUGAAGAGGAAUGAAAUAUGUUGAACCUCUUUACAGUUGUCUGAGUUUGAGAAAUGGACAAGGUCAUCGUGGUACAUUUCCUGGGAGUUGAUGAUGUCACUGUAUUGUUUCUGGCUCAGGUCAGUCGGGUUGAUGCCAUUGGCUCGCAGGAACUCUCUGUAGGCCACGCUAAAAGCUUGACCAAUGGACUGUGCGAUAAGCUGUGCCUGUGGGAAGGGGAGAAAUUAAGGGGGGAACCACUCAGCGAGAAGGCUUUCCCAGAUGACAACAACAAGGAGAAACAGCAUUCAGAAAUUUACAUGGUGUUUAAAAAAAAACAAAAACAAAGAAAAAUGUAUUUCAAUGAAAAACAAUGCGUGUCUGCUUACAUCCUCAGACUCAAAGACAUAGCAGAUCAUCCUGUACUGAUUUUUCCCUUCACCGGAGGAGUCUGCGGAUUCAGAGAAAUCCUCCGAUGAGGCCUGAGACAUGCGCAUACGUGCCAUCAGAACCACAAUGCUGCCAAUGUCAGCGAUGUAGGAGAUGGUUCGCAAGGCACUGUCCAUCAUCGUCUCCUAUAUGGACAAAAAAAACGUCAAUCAUUACUUACAGCGCCUGGAAAUAGAUUGACUGACAUAUUUUACACUGAGGAGGAUACACUUGAACAUAGAUCUGACCUGUGUGUCAGCAUUCAGCACUUUGACAGCCUUGGUUGAGAUAAAUAGGUCAACCUCUGUCAUCAUUUGAGAGUCUUCAUCUUGGCUCUAGGAAAUAAACAGUGUAUCAGGCAGUUGGAGUUUCGCAUGUUAAGUCCACAAUGCAGUGUUUCUUCUUAUUACCCAAACACUAACAUUGGCAAGUGAGCACCAAGAGCAUGCAGCAGCUCCACCGUGUGGUCAAAAUUGAUUCUGCUGCUUAAAGUAAGCCUCACAAACAUAAUGGCAAAAUAGAUAAAAUAGAUACAAAAACAAAAUUACUUCAACCUGCAAACACACCUUUAAGGUUUAGCAACAGGUCUUUAUCGUUAUUACUUUGAUGGCUGAAGCAGAAAAAGGACCCGCCUUAUGAUAAAAAUCAUAGAUGUAGAUCAUCCUCAACAGACCAGCAGGGAGAGGGUGUACAGUAAUCUCUUUGAUUUGACUGAAACAUCUAUAAAAAUGGAGAUUACCUUAAUACGACUGACAGCUUCGUGGGCCUGGGACAUGCGGACAGACUUGGAUGGGUUUUUAUCAGACAACACCUGAGUGCAGCCAAGGUAGUUUGCAGCAAAGAUGAUUCCAUCAAUAAGAUCCUCUGGCUCACAUGGACCUGGGACUGGGCAAAGGGAGAAGGAAAUAAUCUGCGCAAUAAAUUGGGAAAACUAUAAAAUUCAAGAACUUAAUUUGAGGAUAAUUACCAUCUUCAAAACUGGGGAACGCAGCAGCCUCUUGUGUUUUCUUAAAGACAAGUUGACAAGUUCAUUAGUAAGGCGGAAAUCUUGAAAACAUUUUCAUGGUAAUAGUCCAGUAUACAAUCAGAAAUUAUCGUUUAAGCUUAAGCAUUAAUUCACUUCAGGUGCGAAUGAGGAAAAUCUAAUCAUAGAGCAGAGGAGAAAUAGAUGGUGGCAAAAAUAAGUGUUACAUUAGAUCAGAUAUGUCAACUGAAACUUUCAGUCCUUACCUUGGGUGAGUUGCUCUCCUCCGCAGGGACGAGUUCUGGACACUGAGGCCUCUGUGGCUGCUCCGGCAGCUCCUCGGGUAUCACAGCUGUACUCAAUGGCUUCUCACCCUGUUGUGUGCAAACAUCUGCUUUAAUGGAGGCUUUUCAACCAGGUUUCAAAUGUUUCUUGUUUUCUAGAGUAGAUGCUAAUCCCACAGGCAUUGAAGACUAUCUGUAACCAGGGAUGCUAUCAAACUCUUUCUUAUUUCACCGUUGAAUUGGAUGAUUGUGCAGAGACAAGAACAAGCAUGAGCCACAAAGGAUUAGAUGUUACAAAGACCUGCUCUGUUUGUUACCUGCUGGGGGUUUUCUGGCCAUCUCUGCUUCUCCUCAAGUGGCUCCCUCUGUUGUUGCUGCUGCUGUGUGUGGAGAGGAGCCAGGGAUUGUUUAAUAACCCUGAUGUCGCCUUCCUUGCUGUUAGAGGAUGCAGGACAGGGCUUGGGGGGCUCUUUACGAGGCUGGGGCUUCUGAGUGUCUGUGGGUGACUGAGCGCUUGACUGACGAGGCUGCACAGCGGGAUGUUGCUUACCAGAGUUGGGCCUAGCUUUGGUGCGCACAGCGGCUUUUUUGCAGUCCUUUGUCAGAGUCUUUGGACGCUGUUCUGUGCCGCUUGUGGAGCACCCUUUGACCCCAACAUGUUCAACGUUCUCACCUGCUCCCCUUCGCCCCCGUCCUUUGACCUGCCUUUCUUUCUCCUUGUGAGGCGGCUCACACUUUUUACUGGCCCCUGGUAUAUUAUGGUUUCUUGCAAGUUGAGUGUCAUCCUCUCUUUCUCUUUCGUUGCCCCCUUUUCUAACUCUUUCAUUCUCAUUGUCCUGAUAAGUGAUAGUCUGCCUUUGUUCACUCUCCUCAGUUUCUUCUAAAUCCUCGAUAAAUUUGGCCCCAUCCAGCACCUCCUCUAUCUCAUCUCCAUCACUGAAGAAGAACCUGUUCUCUUGGCCUUUCCCAAUUUCUCUACCUGCUUCAUCCGCAGCGGUCGGGACACAAUGUGACCUAAAGCGAUGGCUUGUCUUGUGAGCUUUAGUGUCUGCUUGUGAUCCCUCACGUACCUCAGUGCCAUGAUGAGGCCUUUGGGUGAAGUGGUCACUGCUGUUCUCAUUGAUAUCAUCACCUUUGGUAGGCUUAAUAAAGCCCCCACCCUCAGGAGAGAACUGUUUGUAGUAUCUCAUGUCCACCACACUCUCUUUGUUCAGAUGCAGCACCUCAUCGUAGUCCUGCUCCACAUCGGAGCCCACGUUGUCAUACUCAGAGCAGGUGUCCUCCAUGUCCUCAGGACUGGGGUCACAGCUCAUGUAAUACUGGUUUUCAGGGAGGACAGGAGUCAGCUGUUCAUUAUCAUCAUCCUUCAAGGUACACUGUGGUUGUUCAGACACCUCCCUUGCCAGACCUUGCUGCUCUUCCUGGCUCUGUUUAAUGAGUCCUGGACCGGGACACGGUGGAGGGUUGGGGGCCAAUAUUUUGGAGAUGGUUCCUGGCUUUUUUCCAUGAGCCAUAACUGGCCCCGUACGCCCACUGCCCUCAACCCUGUGGAUAUUAAUAGAUGGACAGAAUUAGAUAUUUGAGAUACUUGCAGUAUGCUCCCUCACUUGAUAUCUUAACGCUUGUGUAUCCUCCUAAUACUUUAAUUUUUGGUCAUGUGCAAUCAGAGGAAAUUACUUUUUAAAUAGCCAAACAUUUAUAGUCAAACAAAAUAUCUUAACUUAAAGGACAAGCUAACACUCAAACGUUAAAGCUGAUUUAUUAUGUGUGCUCUAAUUUUUGGCAUCCUGCAGUUAAAAAGGUUUUAACUUCAGGUAGGUAAGUUUUGCAGUUUUGCAAACAUUGUUACCUUAUCUUUUUGGAGGACAACCUGACAAGCUAAACCUCAAACACUCAUAUCAUGUAGCUUAAGUGGAUUUACAGUUUUAUGAUUUCUUUGCUUUCCAAGGACACUAAAUGUGGAGGAGCUUCUCUGAAUGGGUGUUUGCUCUGACUAACGCAAAGAAUGUUGUCUUUGAAUAUCUUUGCAUUUUGGACAUUAGAAAAAGAAAAAAAAUGCUCUUGGGAAAUACUAUUUCUACUUAAGACAAUAAAUGCAUAACAAUAGGGGAGAGUGGGGUAAGUUGAGCCAUAGGAUAAGUUGAGCCACCCCCUGUUGCUUGGAAAUGGUAAAAGAAAUUGAUCAUUUGACCAAAUAUACAGGAGAUUUUUUUUUUUUUCUCAAAAAUACAGCUGUGAAUGCUCUGAAUCACUUAAAGGCAUUCUCAUGUUAAAAUGACUUUUUACAAAACAGCUUUUUAGCAGUUAUAUGCAUUAAUAAUAAAAAUAAUUAUUGUACCAGUUGAGUAUCAUAUAAUAGAUAAAAAUACACAUGAAUGUGAAUAAGUGACUGUUAUUUAGGGAAAGAGAAGGUGAGGGAGGGCUGGGGUUGAGAGUGCAGGAAGGAGGGGAUAUGGCUCAACUUACCCCGUUCCUAUGGUCAACUUACCCCAUACACAGGGUAAGUUGACCAUAGGUGACCACUUUUUUUUGGCAUGCUAUACUAUCAAGACAGUUAUGGUUACACUCAUUCUGUUGGUUUGCAGGGAUGAACAACAUCUUGAAAUAUAUGCAGAUACACUAGUUAGAGACAAAACUAUGAUUGACUUGAUGUAGUGAUCUGAAAUAUGAAAAAUGGCUCAUCUUACCCCACUCUGCCCAUAUGAAUUUAGCUUGACUGAUAAGAAAACAAUGACAUUUUUGUCGAUUCUCAAAUAUUGCAACCUACAAAGGGGUUUUAAAACAAAUCCCUCCUAUCAACAAAAUGACCAUGAAACUUGAAACACAAUAAGAAGCACAAAUGCAGAACACAAUGUGUUAUUAUUCCUCACAGAAGAAAAGCACACCCACCCAGGAAAGUGGGCUGAAAAUGUGAUACAUGUGUUAUUAGCAUAAGAAUCAAGGCUGAUCCCUUCACUAGUACUUGAUGUAAUUUAGAUAUCAGACUGUACACAGUGUUAUGAUACACGCCCUGAACAAACACGUCAACACCCUCAUUUAUACAUGAGCCAUCUCAGCGUGGAAAAAACACUUCGUCUGAGUUGUUUGGGCGCAACCAUUUGGGGAUGAUUUGGGGUUUUUCACUACAAACAUAAUAAAUCCUACCCGUGUAGUGUAGAUAAUGCGACUGAGAUUAUGGUAUUACGAGGGGAAAAAAAGACAUAAUCCCUUCAGAUCACCUCCAAUAACACGCGGACCUAAUCAUGACCUCUCCAUGGUGCUGAACUGCUAAUUAAAAACAAUAGGAGUCGGAAUAGACUUGGUUGGGUGGAGGUCCAGUUUUAAUCGGAAUAACAUAACACGCAUCCUGCCCUGCCCUCUGCGUCUACUGAGGUGGUCUUUUAACAACCAAAUACGCAGAAGUUUUGCCGCAGCUGCAGGAGUGGUUAUUGUGGUUGCUCUGGUUUCCCUACAAGUGGACGCCGCAAUCCCAUCCGGACAAAUAUCGAUAAGAUAAUCCGAUAUAAUAAGGCUUUCCUACGCACUUAGUCCACAGCGAUGAGGCUGACUCCGUCCUCAAACACUACUCCUUCUCCCAUCUGGUUGCAAUAUUAUCCUGCUACUGCAAUUCACAUCGACCUUGAUUUGAAGCAUCGAGACUGCACCAUGCUGACAUCCAGUUUAUGGGCUGAUGUUGUAGCAGCAGACAUUCAGCAUUGUCCUCAGCCCUGUUAUCGGAGGCAGGAUAGGCCUUUGUGCAUCUCUUCAACCUUAUUUUACAGCUGUGCUCAGAUACAUCACCGCGGUACUCACCAACAUCCGUGCUGUCGGUGGCCUUCCUCUGGAAAUGCCCGUGUGCCGAUCAGAUCAGAUUGCUGUCCGGAAUGGUGAUUUUUGAAUAAAAGCCGCACAGCAGCCCUGGAACCUGUGUAGAAAAUACACCCCCCAUCAUGCUGCUGCGCUCUGUUUCCCAACAAAUAACUCAAGAGAUGCGUACAGAGGAAAGAGAACAAUAAUGUCAAAACUGUUAACCUAUAUCACACAUUUUUAAAGCCAAAAGGAAGAUAUUUCUUUGACAUCAACAGUUUAAUUGGGUGGGAUGUAGAAAGUAUAAUACAUUACGUGCAUAUCUUUGAAUCUACGUGGAUUAAUCAAUCUUACUCUAAAAUGUGUAUAUAUACAUAUAAGUAUGAUAAAAGUGUACUAUUUCCGAUUCAAAGUGCUACCGCUUUUCAAAUUUAGUAAGAAAAAAAUAUCGAUGUUGUUGGGACCGAUUAUUCCACCCUUACAGACGCUCUGCGCUCUGCUUGUUAUGCCUGAGAAGUAGUGAUGGGCUCGGCAGUUCUUUUAGAUGUACUGAAUCACUAGAAUCGGUUCACUGAAAAGAUUCGUUCAAAAGAUUCGUUCAUCAAAACACCAAAUCUGGGACCAGGAGAUGAGAGUGUUUGGCUGUGUUGCUUUGGCAAACCGGUUUGUAAAAAUGAACUUGUUUAUAGGUCAUUAGUUUUAAGUGUACUGUCCUAUGGUGUGCUAUUUCUCAGGUCUGCUCAGUAAAUUGGAGUCAGUUCACAGAAGGUUUAGAGGAAUUCACACUGAACAUGCACCGUUCCCUCACAAACCGCUGCAAUGAUAGAAUGCUGCGGGUUUAAUGCACUAUUUGUUACAUGCUGUGUCCCAUUGUAUGCAAGUUGUUGUAAUGGCAAUUUAGUAGUUAAAAAAAGGUAGUUUUGUCCAACAAAAAUUAUUACAGAGAGUGUAGUGUGAUUCAGGUGUUGGUGCAUGCCCUCCCUCGCUCACUGGCUGCUGGCCUGGCAAUGCUGUUUCUCACUUCAGCUCAACUGAAGUGAGAAACGAACGAAAUACUCGAGGAAGUGAUUCGGUUCUUUUGAACGAAUCGUUCGCGAACGAAACAACACUAGCCUGAGAAGCGGGAUUGUUGCACAGACUAUGGAUUGUUGUCUUGCUACUCUUGCCGCUAUGAUAACGUGUGUCUUAAACCGUAGACGGUCGUCAUGACAAUAAGUUUGGCGUUUUCGGAGACUUCCGAGCAUUGUCAAAAUGCAAAAUAGGUAGGAAAGAAAUGAAUAAGUGCAACUUUCCAAGUUAGCGUUAGCAUUAUCAGUCAGCUAAACCCGUUAGCUUUACUCCGGCUAGUCCUGCUCAGAGAGACACAAAUCCAGACAUCGCAGAAGUUCUCAUCGAUCAACAACUCUUCCCACAUCAUGACCGAGAGAGCCGGUAAAGACUCGCCCAAGCGAAGGUUGUCAUUGUCUAAGAAUAAGAAGAAAGGCGGUGUCAAAGCUGGGGUUUCUGCCAGUGCUGCCACCACCACAACUCCCAUCACCUCUUUCUUCAGCAGCCAGCCUCCACCUCAGCUAGCCUGCCCGCUGUGUGGCCAACUGGUACCAAGAUUCAAGAUCAAUGAGCACAUCGAUUUACAAUGUCAGAACUUUGAGAGAGGGGACAGCAGUGCAGCCUCAGCAAGUAAAAGUGUUGUGCCAAGCAUCCAUCUGUCACCAAAGAGGAAUCCCCCAAAGUCCCCAGAGUUUGAUCCGAACAAGGAGGAAGAGGUGAAAGAGGCCAAGACCAGCCCUUAUUUUAAAAAGAAUAACUGUCAGCAGCAGGCACCUCGGGAGCUGAAAAGUACACGUGUGGUCAGGGCGCUUGACCUGGGAAGUCUGGCCUCUAAGUUAUCCAGAAAGCGUCAUACAGGGCAGGAGAAGACAGAGACAGAGGGUAAACAUGUGUCAACAUACCCUGAAAAGGAUAUGAGCCCAUCUGAUUUGCUCAGCAGCUCACAGAAAGAAAAUGUUCUCAUGCAGAGUGAAGAAAACAAAACAGGAUGUGAAACAGUCAUAGCAGCCAGUUUCAACACUCCAAAAACAGUGGAUCAUAAAUCAUGUCCAGAGAAAGGACAUGAACUUGAUCACAAAUCAAAUGAAUCUAAUACAGUCCAAACACUGGUUACACCAAAGCUGCGCUCCUCUUUCUCUAGACUUGCAAAGAGAAAAACUUCCACAGACCAAGCAUCUGUCUCCAGAAAGAAAGUAAAACAUGAAGGGAGCAGGGAAGAGUCGGAGAAACAGCCAUCAAGUGUAACUAUUGAAGAGAUGACUGAUACAAACCAACCUUCUACCUCCAGUACCUGUGACCCACCUCUGGAUUCAGAGAAGACAUGUGAGAAUAAGGCUGCAGUGAUAAAUAGUGAUUCCACUGCUGAGUCUGGUGAUGUGAACACUAACAGUGACCAGGCUGUCCAGAUCUCUCCUCCUCCACGACUCCCUUACUACCUGCGUAACUUCUGUACCGUGCUUGAGGCUGUCCUGGAGAAUGAGGAUGACAGAGCAUUGUUCGACCAGCAAGAUAUGUCAAUUAUUCAUGCAUUUGAGAAGCUCUCAGGUAUGCUGAAAUAACAUCUAACAUUAACUGUUACAAAAUGCAAGUAAGAAGCCUCAUCGCUCUCAUGUGUUUUUCUCUCUGAAGUCAUGGGGCAGAAGCUGUACGUGAGGCUCUUUCAGAGGAAACUGAAGUGGCUCCUUGUAAAUAAACUGGAUUAUGAGGAGAUAUGCAGUGAUCUGGGACCUGUCACUCAAGAGCUGGUCAACGCUGGUUUUCUACAGUCAGGUAAUUGAACCAUAAUGAUAUAUUCUGACAAAUCUGAACAUCUUUGGCUUUGGCUGCAAAACUCAGCCCUAAAUCAAGCCAAGCCCUCACCAGGUUUUUUGAAAGCACUGUAAAUGAAGUGUAUUUAAAUAUGUAUAAAUGUAAUUACAUAAUCCGAGAUGUAUCAUUUUCCGUCUUUUCUCAACGACUUCCUGUGCUUUCUCCUCAAAUUUAAAGAGAAUGAUCUUCAAGACUUGAGUGAAGCUCUGGAUCUCCUGCCUGCUCCUGAACUCAAAGCUCUGGCUAAGACUUUCCAUCUGGGGAACUCUGGGACUCAAAAACAACAGCUAGUGGAUGGGCUUCUCCGCCUUAGCAGGCAAAAGUCUUUCUUCUCCAUGACCCCUGCACAAAACAACAUUGGGACAGUCAUCCUGAAAAGGUGAGAUGAUGUGAUAUAUUAUGUUUAUUCACAGUAAUAGUUUAGCUGUGUUGACCUAAAUUAUGUUCUGCUUAUUAUAAAAGGGCGAGGCAGCUUGCAGGUUCCUGUGUGCGUCUGUGCCGUGGUCCCCGGGCUGUCUUUUCUCGAGUCCUUCUGCUCUUCUCUCUGACCGACACCAUGGACGAGGAGGAGAUGGCGGCUGGUGGGCAGAACCAGCUCUUCACUAUCCUGCUAGUUAACUCUGGACGUUUGGCCUUCCCAGAUUACAAAGUGCAGCGAAAAGCAAAGGUGUUCCUGGACAGAGAGGAUCUCAUCAGGUUAGGAUCAACUAAAAGUGUUUAAAUCAGGUUUAUUGUGUUUUAUCUUUACAUGACAGCCAGGGAUAAAUACUCUUACUCUGUCCAACAAAAAACAGAUAUGAAGUAUCCAUGCGAGCCCUGCUUGAGAUUGUCUCAGCCAUGCAAGGAGGUCAGUGGGAAGAGGCCAUGGAGCUUUAUACUGCUGCCAAAAGUGUCUGGCAGGAGCUGAAGGAAAGCCAUGACCUCAGGUGAAAUAAUCUUUUUAUUGAUUCUUCCUCCUCGAACCAAGAUACAGAUUCCAAAGAUAUUGUUUCAUGUUAACUUUAUUGCUAUGUGUACAGUCACUACGAGCAGCUUCCUGUGUACUUGCGGAGCUUCACGACAGGAUGGGCUUACACUCGAAUCUUAUCUCGAGGGGUGGAGAUCUUGCAGAAGCUUCGCCACUAUGAGGUUUCCAUUUCAAACUCUCUUUCAAAGGUUUUAUGAGGUUAAAGUAAAUCAUUGACAAACAGGCUUUAUAUAUGCAGUAUUUGAAGAUGUGAAACUUGAUUGUAGUCAUUUCUAGGCCUGGAAAAUUACAGAGACAAGUAUAUGGAGAAAUCUGAAUCAGCAUUAAAAUGUCAUUUUUCUUAUUGGUUCUUAUUUACUAUAGAGACCAAAAAUGUUGGGCAUUUGUCGGAAACUUACUUUUGCUAUGGGCAGGGAUCUCAGAGAGUGAAAUAUCCUCCAACAUUUUGCAUAGAAGUGAGGAAUGUACUGCUGUUAUGUGUAAACACAGCUCUAUUUUGAAAAAUACUACAUAGCUUAGAAACAGAUAAGGGUAAGAUAGUUGAUUGACAGUUGCAAAAGAAAACUAUGGGCUGUGUCAAACAUGGUUCAAAGUCUAACCUGAGAUUUGACAAUGUGUGGCAUUAUGAGAUGUAGUAUUUGUAGAAUAGAGAUUAAAGAUUAUGUGUCCACCUAUUCACACAGGAAGCAGUAGAGGAGCUGAGGUCAUUACUGUUGCAGUCUGUUUACUGUCCUGACAGCCGGGGACGAUGGUGGGACAGGCUGGCUCUGAACCUUCAUCAGCACUUGAAAAAACCAGAACAAGUAAGCAGUAGAGUCUGUCAUGGCAUUGAACUUACAACUCAUACAUUUUUGCUUGCCUGAUUGUGUCUUUUUCCUUUUUCUGAAAGGCUAUUUGUGCUAUCAGAGAUGGUCUUUCAGACCCUCUAGUGCGGACCGGACAUAAACUGUCUCUUCACCAGAGAGCUGUCAGGAUGAAAGAGUCUGCGAGCUUCAAGAAGUUCCGCCUGCGGCUCAAAGAACUGCCCACAAUAGAGGUCCAAGAUGUCAGACAUGUGAGUCCAGCGUAUUAUUAAAACUACACAGGGCAGAAAAGCAAACUGUGUUAAAUUGGUUGGUGUAUGUAGAGAAAUGGUUUACAAAUGAAUGGCUUUACUUUUGUCUGCAGGUAACAAUCCGGGGACAGUUGUUCCCUCAUGAGGGGGGUACAGGGAAAUCAAGGUUUCUAAUACCAGCUAAUGGAGAGGGAGAAGAGGAUGCUAAUGCUACUGUUAUCUGCUCGGUGGAAGAGCUGUCUUUAGCACAUUACCGCCAACAAGGUUUUGAUCAAGGUAAGCUGUUUUUCUACACCUGUAAAAAAAAAAAGUGUUUAAAUGCCCUUUAAUUAUGAUUGCUAUGUGUUGUGUUAAUGUAACAGGAAUCCAUGGAGAGGGCUCCACUUUCUCAACAUUGUUUGCUCUCCUCCUGUGGGAUGUCAUCUUCAUGGAGGGUGUUCCAGAUGUUUUUAGGAAUCCAUAUCAGGUAAAGAGAGCUUUACUAAGCCUUUAAAUACUUUAUAUGUUUGUUUGUUGUUGUUUUCCUCAGAUUAUCCACACAUCUCUACCAUCAUAACUCCUCUCCCUCUUCUCUCUCAGACAUGUCCACUGGAUCUUUACACUGACUGUUUCUAUGAGAACAGAAAAGAAGCGAUCGAUUCUCGGGUGCAGUUAAUCUGUGAGUCAUCUGCAGAGACUCUGCAUGACAUGCUAGGAGAUGUCUGGACCACCCAGGAGGGUAAAGUGUGUUCACUGGUCAAUUGGGAGCGUUUUUCAUCACUUCAACAGGCACAGGUAUUUCCUGUCACUCUUACAUUUGCAACCUGUAAAACACCUGAAAAAUUUAAUGCACUUUAUUGCAAAGCUCAACCACAAAUUACACUUUUACAAAGAUGAUUGUUUCGGUUUUCAGUGGUCUUUGAGGUUUUAGUUUGCAGUCGUGUUAAUCUGUCCAUUAUUACACGAAGAUGUGUUUUGACAUUUUUCCACAGAAAUGGAAGGCAUAAGAUGUUUGCUACACUUCAAAUAAUUUCAGUACAGAGCAAAUAUAUCAUUAACUAUGAGCCUAAUAAUAACCAUUUAGUUGAAUCAAUACCUUUUCAUUAGAGAUAGAGCCAUUGAUCAGUAGGUCAAUAAAUCGGGCUGAUUAAUGGCACUUUGAAAUAAUCUGCUUCACAUCAGUGUCAGGGGUCACAACACUGAAGUCACCAUUGUCUUUUUUAAAUGAUAAUAAGUUUCCUAUCUGAAAAGACAGCAUCUUAAUUAUAAAAAAGCAACCGACCAAGUAUUAUAAAUUCUAGUGAAAUGUGUAGAUUAAAGCAGUAUAAUAUUGCUUCUGACAUAAAUAUCAAUCACAUUCAGAAAUCUACAGCAUAAACCAGUAAAUUUUCUAUGUCAUGUUUUGUUUGUCUUUUCUAUUUUUUCAUUUUGUUAAUAACAGAUGGCUGGGUAGAAAUGAAAUGGCUCUUUAGUGAAUAGUUUUCUGUAUGCAUUUAUUUGACAGGAUGUUCAUUCAACUCAAGUGAUUUUCCUCUUUAUUUGUUAGAAUUGAUUUUUUUUUUUUGUCAAAUACUAAGAAUAUCUAAAUAAAACAAUGACAUCAGAAUUAUAUAUUAGCAACCAGUUGACCUGCACUAUGAACCUGCACAAUAAAACUGAUAUCUGUCAACCAAUACUUUUUAUGUGAACAUCUCAUGGUGCAUUUUAAAACUGUAAAAAUAUUUAGUGUUUCUCAUUUUAUCUACCUGCUUUACAUAUCUGCAUGUUAUGAUACAGGAAACCAGAACUUUAUUUACAUGUGAUACUGAACCGCUUCUCUAUAUUUACAGUCCCUUGUUUCAUGCCUGGGUGGACCCUUUCUAGGAGGGGUAAUAGCUAGAAUGUCAAAGGACUACAGACACUGCCGCGGAGGUUUGCCUGAUCUAGUAGUGUGGAACACUUCAAACAACACCUGCAAGGCGAGAUCAUACCUCAUACUACCUCUGCAAAUUUUGCCUUCCUGUCAUACAUUACUGUUUAAAUCAUCACCACAUGAUUCAUUGUGCCCUUUUCAAUGUGAGAUGAAAUUUGUUAUUGUUUCAGCUGGUGGAGGUGAAGGGGCCAAGUGACCGCUUGUCCCAGAAGCAGCAGAUCUGGCUGGAUGAGCUGCGGAAACUGGGGGCUGAUGUGGAGGUGUGUCAUGUGGAAGCUACUGGAGCCAGAGGAGCUCGUUUGGAAUGAACAGACACUGAAAAAAGACUGAUAUGAUUUCUCUGCUAACUUAUCCAAGUGUGGUCAGUAUCAAAACAUUUGCAGACAUGGUUUCUGAAAAUAAGACCUGAGAGCUUUUUCUGAUUCUGGUUAUCUUAGUCAAAUGUUUACUUCUGUUUUUUCUUCUUUUUUCCAAAAUUCAUGUAAAAAAAUAAGAAUUUUGUAUGGGUUUUGGGAAUGUUAUUGUUAGGUGUUGAAAGUCGCUGAAUUGACCAAAAGAUGUGCAUCGUGAUGAGGAUGAGAACUCCCUGGAUCAAAAAUAGCUUGUGCAGAUUAUCAGAGCGGAUGCAUGACAGGAAAUGGAUUCAACAACCACGCCAAGCUGACGGUGUUUUUCCUAUAAACAUUGCUUUCUCUUGUUCUUAAGUUGCUAAGCAACAGAAACUCACAAUAGGUCGGCUGAUUAUAAGUUGUAUAAAACUCUACGAGUUACUCAAGUAAUUACUGUUGUAAUUUGCCAACAAAUAUGUACUGUUUGACCACCACAAAUCUAAAUGUUCAAAAGUGGAAUGUUAAAAAUAAAAGGCUGAAAUAAAUUAUUUGAACCAUGUUAUGUUUCUUUUUUCUUUUAAAUGAAUAAAUAAUUGUUUGGUCUACUAUAAAAUUAGGAUAUAGUGAAACUGCCUCAAAAAUUUUCAAAGAUGACUUUGUUACUUGUGCCAUUGCUCAUGUGGUCCAAUCAAGUGUUCUGUUCUACGCUGCAGUCUGCUGGGGAGGAAGCAUCAAAAACAAAGAUGCAAGACGUCUUAACAAACUGUGGCUGGACUCAGUGGAGGAUGUGGUGGAGAGAUCUACACUGAGGAAGGUGGAGACUAUUCUAAAGAACAUGGAUCACCCACUUCACAACACCUUGAUGGACCAAAGGGCCAAUGGUGGCGGACGGCUCCUCUCUCUUUGCUGCAGGACAGAAAGAUUCAGAAGAUCUUUUGUACCAACAGCCAUCAGGCUUUUUAACUCUUGUGUAAAUAAUAGAUAACUUAUGUCUUCUUCUCUUAUCUGAUCGUAUCUUAUCAGAUCCAAACCCCAAAUUAUUCAGCUAAACUCAGUUACACAAAAAAAUGAUGAAUUAAACCAAAAUUGAGAGGUUACUUGUAAAUAAACUAUUUCAUAAAAUGUUAUUUUUGCCUAAAGAACUUGAGAUGUGUUGGUGCAGCGGGUAGUAGAUUGACAGUGAUUGCUGUAUAAUGGCUGGUGAGGUUGAAAAAUUAUUGGAUGGUAAAAGUUAUUAUCUCAAUAACUUAAUUUCCUUCUAGUAUGAAAUAAUAAAAGACAACUUU